Messenger RNA from Acinonyx jubatus (cheetah), 2250 nucleotides. It is a transcript of the gene ADAM7, whose product is annotated as ADAM metallopeptidase domain 7. The record is from RefSeq and is a predicted model, not a curated record. Bases 1 to 2250 code for a protein of 749 amino acids. Gene Ontology annotation, biological process: proteolysis. Gene Ontology annotation, molecular function: metalloendopeptidase activity. Gene Ontology annotation, cellular component: plasma membrane. NCBI's taxonomy places the organism in Eukaryota, Metazoa, Chordata, Mammalia, Carnivora, Felidae. The transcript has 22 exons.
AUGUUCCCCGGGACUUUGCUUUUCAUGAUCAUACUCAUUUCUCAGAUUAAAGAAAAGGUAAUCCUUGGAGUGGAGGGCCAAGAACUGGUGUAUCCGAAAAGGCUUCCUCUGAUGCAGAAGAGAGAUGUUUGGCACAUCCACGAUUAUGACAUACAGGAAACUUAUGAAGAAGAAUUGUUGUAUGAACUAAAGCUAACUAGAAAAACCUUAAUACUCCACCUUUUAAAAUCAAGGGAGUUCCUAGCCUCAAAUUACAGUGAAACCUACUACUCUAUAAAAGGAGAGGCCGUCACCAGCUACCCUUCCACCACGGAUCACUGUUUUUACCAAGGAUCCAUCAUACAUGAAUUUGAUUCUUCUGCCAGUAUCAGCACAUGUAAUGGUCUGAGGGGAUUCUUCAGGGUAUAUAACCAAAGGUACCUCAUCGAACCAGUGAAAUAUUCAGAUGAGGGACAACAUUUUGUGUUCAGAUAUAAUCCAAAGGCACAGUUCGCUGCCAAUUAUUCUUGUACGGAACUCAAUUUUACCAGGACAACUGAUCCGAAGGAUGCUAUUAAAAUCGUGGAAGACCUCAAAACAGAAAACACCCAUAAAGAAAAGUAUGUGGAACUGUUCAUUGUUGCUGAUGAUAACGUGUGUCGCAGGAAUAAUCAUCCUCACAGUAAAAUAAGGAAUCGAAUUUGGGGAAUGGUCAAUUUUGUCAACAUGAUUUUUAAAACCAUGGACAUUCAUGUGACAUUGGUUGGCCUUGAAAUGUGGACAAAUGGAGAUAAAAUAGACAUAGAUUCAAAUAUGGAAAAUACCUUAUUGCGUUUUUCAAGUUGGCAAGAAAUAUUCCUUAAAAAAAGGAAUAAUUUUGAUCACGUUCUGUUACUCAGUGGGAAGUGGCUCUACACAAAUGCACAAGGAAUUUCUUAUCCAGGGGGUAUAUGCCUGCCUUAUUAUUCCUCCAGUGUCGUUAAGGAUCUUUUACCUGACCUAAAUGUAGUCGCAAGCAGAAUUGCACAUCAGCUGGGGCAUAGCCUUGGGAUGAAGCAUAAUGAUUACCCGUGUACUUGUACUUUUGAGAGAUGCGUGAUGGAUCACGGUGGAAGCAUUCCGGCACUAAAAUUCAGUAAAUGCAACAGAAUUCGGUACCUGCAACACGUGAAGGAUUACAAUCCGACGUGCCUGUUCAAUGUCCCAUUUUCUGAUAAGCUAAGUGAUUACCCGUAUUGUGGAGACAAGAAGUUGGACGAAGGAGAAGAGUGCGACUGUGGCCCUGUUCAGGAGUGCAGCAAUCCUUGCUGUGAUGCAAACAAAUGUGUGUUGAAGCCAGGAUUUACUUGUGCCGAAGGAGAUUGUUGUGAAUCUUGUCAGGUGAAAGACAGUUCUGAUCUCUGCUAUGAGAUGAAUAAAAAGGGAAAUAGAUUUGGAUACUGCAAAAAUAAGGAAAACGGAUUAAUUCCCUGCGAAGAGAAAGAUGUCAAAUGUGGGAAGAUACACUGCAGCAGAGGGAAGCACUCGUCUCUACCUGGAGAAGAAAAGAUCAAUCACCUUAAGAAGGUUUCAAAGAAGAAUGUCACUACUGAGUGCAAAACGUCUAGUUCAUACCGCAAUUCUAAAGAUUUGGGCCUGGUUGCUUCUGGAACAAAAUGUGGAGAUAAAAUGGUGUGCAGCAAUGGUGAAUGUGUGAAACUCGAAAAGGUCUACAAUUCAACCAAUUGCUUGUCUCUGUGCAGUGAAAAUGCUGUGGAUGGCCCUGAACGUCAGUGCCAGUGUGAGGAAGAACAGGAACAUGUGGACUGGGGAGAAAACUUAAAUGCUACCAAUAUAUCCAUCCUGGUUGUUGUGCUUGUCCUGGUGAUUAUUGGUGUAGGGGUUGUGGCAUUAUUAAUUCGUUACCAAAAAUGUAUUAAGCUGAAGCAAAUCCAGAGCCCACCGAGAGAGACACUGGGAGUGGAGAAUAAAGGAUACUUUGGUGAUGAGCAGCAGACAAGGACUGAGCCCAUCUUUCCCGACAUUCAUCCCCUCCACAAAUCUGCAAAUAAAGACCUAAGAGGAAUCGCAGAUCCCAGUCAAAGUGCCAAAGAGGGAUCUUCUUCCAAUGCUGUCUGCAGAUUAGGAAGCAAUUUCAUGGUUCCCUUGGAGGGAACCAGCAGGAGUGCUGUCCCUGUCCCCGGUUAUGGAGCCAGUUUUUUGAAGGCCAGCAAAUUAGCCACUGCUGCUGUGGACGCCCGAAGAGCUCCCCCUUUCCCCAGGGAUAUGUAA